AUGGGAGCCUACUCCCCUACCCCGCUAGUCACGCCUCAGGUCAUGCAGAUGGUCCAAGAGAAGGUACUCGUUCCGACCGUCCACGGUAUGAAGCGGGCCCGAAACCCAUUCCAAGGUGUCCUCUACGCCGGACUGAUGAUGACCAACCAGGGCCCGAAGGUCCUGGAGUACAACGUUCGCUUUGGCGACCCGGAAUGCCAACCGAUCUUGAUGCGUCUGAAGUCCGACUUGGUCGACAUCCUGGAAGCUUGUGCCGAAGGGCGACUCGAUUCGAUCGAUCCUCCGGAAUGGGAUACACGCCCCUCCGUUUGCGUCGUGAUGGCCUCCGAGGGCUACCCCGGCAGCUACGAAAAAGGCAAGCCCAUCCGUGGCCUGGAGGAAGCAGCAAAGCUAGAAGACGUAAAAGUAUUCCACGCAGGCACCAAAAUGGAAGGCGAUCAGGUGGUUACCAAUGGUGGUCGCGUGCUGGGCGUUACCGCAAUCGGCGAUACCAUUUCGGCCGCCAAGCUGAAGGCCUAUACGGCCGUCAAAUGUAUCCGCUGGGAUGGUGCCUGGUGCCGCAAGGACAUCUCCGACAAAGCGCUACGACAUUCGUAA
Molecule: messenger RNA, 597 nt
Organism: Symbiodinium sp. CCMP2456
Lineage: Eukaryota; Dinophyceae; Suessiales; Symbiodiniaceae
Source: the annotation of a GenBank genome assembly